Bombus terrestris (buff-tailed bumblebee) is the source of this 2427-nucleotide messenger RNA. RefSeq names its product popeye domain-containing protein 3. The transcript has 7 exons. Gene Ontology annotation, molecular function: cAMP binding. Gene Ontology annotation, cellular component: sarcolemma. Bases 167 to 1249 code for a protein of 360 amino acids. NCBI's taxonomy places the organism in Eukaryota, Metazoa, Arthropoda, Insecta, Hymenoptera, Apidae. The record is from RefSeq and is a predicted model, not a curated record.
CGCUAGAAAGGAAAGGCGUACGUUGCGCCUCUACUUUCAGGCGAAGAGAUUGAUAAAUUUCAUCAAAACAAACCAAAGAGCAUGGACAAUAAGAAUAAGUAGCCGUUAAAGAUCCAUCGUUUUCCUCUUUUCUUCGACACCACUCAUCGAUCGCGAUUUAACCAACAUGAGCCCUGGACUUGGACACGACCCUCUUCCUUCAUAUAAUAUCACCGCAUUAGGUAAUACGGCAUUGUGUUUGUGGCAGCAACCGCAGCAUAUAUUGUUUCAAUUGGCGAAUUUCUGCUUCGCGUUGUCGUAUUCAGCACCUUCUUCGAAGAAAGGGAUAUUGUUCAUGCAUUCUGUCCUAAUAAUAGGAUUCAUGUUGUUGUCAGGCUGGGCAUGGCACGUGAUCUGCGCACCGGACAUAUUCUCUUGGAACUUCAGCUUCCUGGUGUUGAACAUCGGUCAACUGGUUUAUAUCGUUUAUCAAAUGAGACCGGUCCGAUUCGACCCUGAAUUAGAGGAAGCGUAUCACACUCUUUUUUACCCAUUCAAAGUGUCCCGAUUGCAGUUUAAGAGGUUGGUGUCCCCAGAAUUCGCAUCGAUAAUGUCGUUGCAUGCAGGUGAGGCAUACGCAAUGCAAAAUCUAACUCGGACAGACAGAUUAGGAUUACUGCUUAGCGGAAAGGUAAACGUUCUCAGCGAUUCGAAUUUCCUGCAUCCUAUCCUGCCUUGCGAGUUCCUAGAUUCGCCGGAAUUUGAGAGCUCUCGGGCAUCCGUGGACGACAAAUUCAAGGUGUCAAUCGUCGCCGCAAGCUCCUGUAGGUACUUAUAUUGGCAAAGAUCCGCGCUGGAGUAUCUCCUCGUGAAGGAAGCAUAUUUAGCGACAGUUUUAACAACGUUGGUUGCCAGAGAUAUUGCCACCAAAUUGUACGCUAUGAACAACAAGAUUGUUACAGAUAAAGGAUCGCAUUUGGAUAUAAGACUGCCAACUAUCAGCGCAGGGUUAACGAUAAGUAGCGAAUACAGGAGUCCAAGAGCAUCCAGACAAACAUUGAUUCGCAGGAAGGAAUCCUCGAUGUCUUCCGAUAAUGGUGUUUCUAAUCUAAAAGAUCGUCAGGUGAACAAUCUGUCGAAGAAAGGAGCACCGAAUAUGGAACCUCUUCCAGAAAUGCCUUCAUACGACGACUUGGCGUCCAGUGGUGUGGAAAGUUGGUUAGAUUCGUCGAGUAAGUAUCACAGUUGCGAGAUCGUGGACGAAGAAUAGCAGGAGGCCUCCUUAACGCCGGACACAUUUUACGAGGGAGAUAGUGAAUAGUGUUGCGUUGGGGAAUUGCAUAUUAAACGAAAUGAAGACUGUUUUAAUCGAACUUUAUUCCAAACUAAGUGAUAGUGUAAAAUAGACUAAAUCAUUUCCUGUCGGUGGUUUCGUUUGGCGAACGAGAAACUUCAUGAACUUAAUUGCUGAGAAUUUACUCAGAAUUGUUUAGAAGAAAUGCUGUAAGAAAGGACGAAAUUUAGCAUAUAAAAUAGUUUUGGCGAAUGGUAAUAGAAUAUAUUGUCGAUUUUGGUAUAAGUUUUAUAAUUAUAAGAACGAGGUAUCUAGAAAUUCUAAUUAAUAUAACUAUUAUCGUUCUAUCGAUAUGCGUAUUAAAAAUUCAGUAAAGCCUUUAAACUGUUCCUUAGAUAAGUGCACGACCUAUUUUGUAAGCAAAAUUUUCUAUCUUAGAAGCUUUUGUAGAUUGUUAGAACGAAUAUUUCUCCUCGUCUAGAAAUAUACACACACACAUAUAUAUAUGUUGUAUAUGGUGGACAUUUUUAAUAGAAAAUACUUUUAAAUUUUCGUCUGGGUGAAACUUAUGUGUAGCCAGAAUUUUAUAGCGAUUUUAAUACGUAAUUAUGUUGCACUCACGAACAUACAACUUGAUAAUAAAACAAAUUACGGCGAUCAAGGAUUAUAUAUGCGUGAUUAUCAUAUGCGAGGAAAAAUCUGUGCACCUAACACACGUAAUUUGGAAAGCACAAAUGUCUGUGAAAGAUAUUUUAUUAAUUAAUGAUGUAGAAAAGUUGAACUAGUGUCAUCUAUAAAGGAAGCUUUUUUUUUCUCGAACAUUUGAUUUUAUACAAAUCUUUUUCUUUUUUUGUUCGGUUUUUCAUAUUUUCUUUCCAGUAACAGAUACGAGAAGUUGUUAUUGAGAACAUUGAUUUUAUCUUACAGUAUCAGUUGUGUGUUUGUAAUGUUUGUAAUGCUAGAUUAAUAAUUAAUAAGAUUCAGCCUAGGAUGUAAUAAACGUUAAUUUUUCACCGUAACCGCAUCAACGGCGGAAGAUUGAUCGAAUGAUCGAGUUAGUUUGUAGUAUUUCAAUACGCAUUUUAUAUAAGUUUUAAUUACUGUUUUCUUGUCAAUAAAUAAAAUAAAUAAAAACAAAAAUUUGUACGGUUCAU